AUGAUCAACCCUAUCAUCCCGAUUCAAGUACGUGUGCACUCGGAGACCGGGUUGUCAACGCCCGGCUUGACCGUCGGCCACGCCGAGAAACCUCAAUCCCAACAAGAAAGUGAACCCGGUCUGGCCGCCGUUGCGCGGCCAAAAGAAAGAGACUACCUUACGGGGUUUGGUACACUAGGUACUCGUAGGCGACCAUCGUUGCAAAUGUUAGAAAAGACGUGCCAAUGCCAAACUCUAAUAGCGACCUUAUCUCGAAACAACGUCACCCGUGGCCUAGGCAAAGGGGUUGCAACGAUACUCGCUCCCACACUCCGUACUGCAUACUUGAUGUAG
Molecule: messenger RNA, 333 nt
Organism: Colletotrichum costaricense
Lineage: Eukaryota; Fungi; Ascomycota; Sordariomycetes; Glomerellales; Glomerellaceae
Exons: 3
Coding region: 1-333 (110 amino acids)
Source: RefSeq, a predicted model, not a curated record